Seriola dumerili (greater amberjack) is the source of this 3854-nucleotide messenger RNA. It is a transcript of the gene herpud1, whose product is annotated as homocysteine inducible ER protein with ubiquitin like domain 1. The transcript has 8 exons. Bases 234 to 1520 code for a protein of 428 amino acids. The record is from RefSeq and is a predicted model, not a curated record. Lineage: Eukaryota; Metazoa; Chordata; Actinopteri; Carangiformes; Carangidae. Gene Ontology annotation, cellular component: endoplasmic reticulum membrane. Gene Ontology annotation, biological process: negative regulation of endoplasmic reticulum stress-induced intrinsic apoptotic signaling pathway; ubiquitin-dependent protein catabolic process; endoplasmic reticulum unfolded protein response. Gene Ontology annotation, molecular function: transmembrane transporter binding.
UUUGGAAACAACAUUCCUCCUCACUAAAGUCCCGUAUGACGGCUCGCAGUCAAUGAGAAAGACACAUUCAGAGUCAGCUGAGUCGCACAAGUUUCUCUUUAGACGAGACAAAUUUGCGUCGCUUUUCUUCGUCUCUGUUGACAAACUGCAUCUUAAGCACUCUUGUUAUUUAAACCAUUGUAGUUGUAGCGAGGAAACAGUAACGUAUCACGCGCGAGAGAAAGAGUGAAAAAAUGGAAGAUUCUCAACAAAAGACGAUUACUCUUUUCAUAAAAACGCCUAACCAGGCUCAGGAGGAUCAAGUCGUCGAAGGCAUCCAUCUGGACUGGACCGUAAAUGACCUGAAAACACAUUUGUCGACUGUCUACCCCACCAAACCGGCUGUGAGUGACCAGAGACUGAUCUAUGCUGGUAAACUGCUGCCUGACCAUCUACACAUUAAGGAUAUCCUCAGACAGACGGACUCCACUCCAACACUGCAUCUGGUGUGUGCUUUUAGGAGUCCACCCCAAGGACCACUGGGAGCUCGACCUAAGACCAGAGAAACAGAACCAAGGCCCAUGGCAGCAUCUGUUGCUUCACCCAGUCCCAGCACCUCACUCCAAAAUCCCAGCACACCAGAGCUGAGGCAGAGGAAACGGACCUCUUCAGCUGCAGCUGCUGCUCCAGCGCACAUGCACACCCCAGCAUCUCCACCAUGGACUAAUGCGUGGCCUGCUGCUGCUGCAAUGCCUGGAGAACCACAGAUGACUCAACCAGCCUUUCCCACCUACUCCCUGUACAGCCCUCAACAGCUGCUGUGGCUCCAGCAUGUCUACGCAAGACAAUAUUAUAUGCAAUACCACGCAGCUUUGGCAGCAGCAGGCACCAUCCCCUCUGCACCGGCUUCAGUCACUGGCCAGUAUGCUCCUGUUCCUGCCCACCAAGUACCUGUGCCAGCCCCCUUACCCAAUCAGAACCCCAUCAACAACCUACCAGCAAAUCAGAACCCAGCGCAGGACGGCGCUUUCAUCAACCCGGGAGAGGCCAACCAGAACAUGCGGAUGAACGCACAAGGCGGGGCUGUAAUGGAAGACGAGGAGGACAUUGAACGCGACUGGCUGGACUGGUUGUACUCCGGCGCGAGGUUCUGCGUUCUGCUCAUGAUCGUGUACUUCAACUCCAACCUGAGUCGCUUCCUGCUGGUGAUGAGCACCCUCCUCCUCAUGUACCUACACACUGCCGGUUGGUUUCCCUUCAGAAGGCAGCAGGUUCAAAGACCCAACCAACCUCAGCCCCCGGAGGUCCAGCACAACCAGCAGAAUGAGAACAGGAUCCCAAACCCCAAUCCAGCUGACGAGUUUGCUGACGGACAGAGGGAGGAACCUGCUGCUGCAGCAGAUGGACCUGAUGGACAAGGACCAAUGACAGCAGUCUUAGUUCCUCCUCACAGGGUGUCAGUCAUGUGGACGGCCUGGGUUUUCUUCAAAACUUUCUUCUCCUCCCUCAUACCUGAGGCUCCUCAGGGUGUGGCCAACUGACCAUCUACAACAGGUGACUGAUAGAGACAGUUUAUUUUUCAGUGGGGAACAAUAAUCUCCGAAGAUAUUGUUUGAAACGUGGGAAGAUGUACAGAGCUGUCAACUCCAGAAGAAAGAAAAACAAGGGCAUUGUGUGCAAAUCAACAACGACAGGGACUUCCCGACAGAAUUUCUCCGGUGUGAUAUUGCUUAAAGUUAAACACCAGCAAAAUAAAACAGUGCCAAACCCUCGAAUUGCCAAAAAAUGUGGUGUGGAAACAAAGGGACACAACUGACUAGAAACAUCAGACUUCAUGUAAAUAAUAACAAAUUGUUCAGUGGGAUCCCAGCUCUCCAUCUACAUCUCCAUCUCCAUCUACUGUCUACUGGCAGUUUGUUUUUUUUUGCUUUGUCACAAGGCCUUGUAAGACAAGUUCAGAUACCUGCAUUGAGCAGUAGGUGGCAGCUGAGAGUAAAGAAAUAAACCUCUCAUCUGACACUGUUGGACCAUUGCGCCUAAACUAUUCUUCCUGUGGGGAGGUUUAUGUCUAUGGGCCUCCUGAUUACUUAGGAUUUGAAAUCAGCUUUUCAGAAUUCUGACUUUAUAGGCACAGAUUUAUUUUUUCAAUAUGAACUGUUAAUGCAUAGAGCCUGUAUUUGAUUACAGCUAAUGUUUUUCACUUUCAAAGAUUGUUUCUGCCUGUGGAAGCAAAGAAAGGUCAAAAGGAUUUGAGCUGAAUUUAUAGGAUUCAAGUACUUGACUUUGAAAACAAUCUCCUGUAUGUAAGUUUAUAUGUUUUAAAUAACUGGUUUUGUAAUUUCCCAUAGGGAGUUUCAGGAUCUACACUUAAGGUUAAAUUCAGGAAACAAAAUACAUGAUGAAAAGUUCAAAUGUGAACAUCCAUCCUAUCAAGGAUAAUCAAUCAAGCCUGAAUGGGAUCAAUCAGAUCUCCUGUCCAAUCAGCUUACAUUCUGUCACAUGAUCCAAGGAAGACUUGUUCAGAUAAGCAACCGGGAACUGGUUGUAAAAUGUAAAUAAUUACAGAAGUACAGAGAGAUUAAACAAUUUUUUUUUUUUUUUUUUUUUUUAAAUUAUUUGGCCUUUCUUUACUUCCAUACAGUCACUGUACUGAAUAUUGAACAACCUCAAUGUUCACAGAAGCUGACCGUGAGCAGAUCUUAAACUCAACUAAGGGAACAAAAUCCCACUCACAUACAAAAAAGGUUAAUUGAAAACAUUUGCAUCAUGAUUCACAGAAUUUAAAAACCAAUUGUCACACAUCAUCACAUCACAUUUCUUUAACAGUCUUGUUUUAGGUUGAUUUUCCUCAGAUCGUUUCACAUGAUGGUGAUUUUGACCAAAUACAAAUUAGACAGUUUUUUUUUCUUUAUGCCAAAUCAUUGAGUAUAUUUUCUGUAAAGCAGUGAUGUUGGUACAGUUUUAAAAAAAAAAAAAGAAAAGAAAAAGAAAGUCUUGUAAAUAUGUGUACACAAAGCACUUUACAACAUGUAUUUUAUGCAAGCUUCUUAGAAGGGUUAUGAUUUGUUAUUCUUCACUUGAAGACUGCUAAUAUAAAUAUAUAUAUAUAAGGUCUAUAGGGCUCAGAGUUUUUUCUGAGUUGGGACAAAGUUAAAAUUACAGGUCAAGUUUCAAAUCCCACUCAGACAAAACAGGUGAAAGGUAAAGAUCAGUGCUAUUUAAAUUACAGUAAAUAUCACUUUGACUUAUUUAUAAUGUCACAAACUGUAGAGUAUAUGAAAUUAUUAUUUUGCUAUCAUGGGUGUUUACUCAGUUUACCUUCCAAAUUAUAAACUAAAUUUGCUAUAAUGAAACUACUCCAUAUCAUUUCUACUGUACUUGUUGUGUGUAAGUAUUUUUAUCUUAUCGUGUUGAUUGUUAACGCAGGUACGGGUCAUUUUACUCAAGUCUUCAACAUUAUGAUGUAAUGCUGUUGUGUGACUUGAGUCCCAGUCUGUUUAGUUUUUAUUUACUGAUUAUAAUUGGGUUUUUUUUUUUUUUCUCUAUAACAAGGAAUAAUUGAGUUUGACUACCUUCUUUGCAGUGUCACUAUAAAAGGGGGUGUAGUACACCUUUACGUAACAGGGGAAAUGUAACUCACUUCUUCCUGUAAUUCAUUAGCACCUGCUGUAAAGUUAGCACUCUGAUUCCCUUUGGGGAACGACUGUAGUUUGUGGCAUUAGUCACCGUGUAUAAUUGGGAAUUUUAAUGUUAAGACUUGAAGAGUUUUUUUUUUUUUUUUGGCUGUGUGAGAAUUGCUUAUUGAUGGAUGCUGCAGAGUGAAUUGUGUGUUGAGGACUUUCAAUAAUGGAUGCAAUAAAUGUUCUUAACUUUAA